CUCUUUCUGUCCUCACUUCCUUUCCGGAGUGCAAGCUAAAAAGUGUCCUUUAACGUUGUAGUUGCUGCUAUACGUAACAUUGAUAUUGUCGUCAAGUAACAAAGGGUUUUGUAGUUUCAAAAGAAACGGAUUUGGGAUCUGUGAAGUGUCUACAUGGCAGUGAGAAGGGGACACAUUAGAUACUUGAAAGAAGUUUAUGACAUGUCCAACGGUUAUGAAGAUCACAUGGCAGACGAGCUGAAAGAUGCAAAAACAAACCUGAUCGUCAAUUACCUUCCUCAAAACAUGACACAAGAUGAGCUCCGCAGCCUGUUCAGCAGCAUCGGUGAGGUGGAAUCAGCAAAGCUUAUCCGCGAUAAAGUGGCAGGACACAGUUUAGGGUACGGAUUUGUUAACUAUGUUAACCCUAGUGAUGCAGAAAGGGCAAUCAGUACACUCAAUGGGCUGAGACUACAGUCUAAAACUAUCAAGGUGUCCUAUGCCAGGCCAAGUUCGGAAAUGAUAAAGGAUGCAAACCUGUACAUUAGUGGGCUGCCCAAGACCAUGACCCAGAAAGAUGUUGAGGACAUGUUUGCACGUUAUGGUCGCAUUAUUAACUCCCGUGUUCUUGUUGAUCAGGCUUCAGGGCUAUCUCGGGGGGUUGCGUUUAUCCGCUUCGACAAGAGAGCAGAGGCGGAGGAUGCCAUCAAAGAUCUAAAUGGUCAGAAGCCGCCCGGGGCCACUGAACCGAUCACUGUUAAGUUUGCUGCCAAUCCGAACCAGGCAAAAAACUCUCAGCUUCUGUCUCAGCUCUACCAUUCGCAAUCUCGUCGUUUUGGGGGCCCUGUGCAUCACCAAGCACAGAGGUUCAGGUUCUCUCCUAUGAGUGUGGACCAUGUGAGUGGACUCUCAGGAGUCAAUAUAUCAGGUAACUCUUCGUCAGGCUGGUGCAUUUUCAUCUACAACCUCGGACAAGAUGCUGAUGAAGGCAUACUGUGGCAGAUGUUUGGCCCCUUUGGGGCUGUUACCAAUGUCAAAGUCAUUCGAGACUUUAAUACCAAUAAAUGUAAAGGGUUUGGCUUUGUAACCAUGACUAACUAUGAGGAAGCAGCCAUGGCAAUUGCCAGCCUCAAUGGGUAUCGCCUAGGCGACAAGAUCUUACAGGUGUCAUUCAAAACCAGCAAGUCUCAUAAGUAGAUACUCUACAAAGUCAACGCUGCAAACUCAGUAGUUUCAAAUCCAUUUUAUGCCAGUUUGCAUUUGUCCUAAUUAUAUUUUUGUAUCAUAUUUUGGGAUGGAAAGCUUUUUUGAGUCUAUUAAAUGACCAAUUCAAUAAGAAAAUUGUGAUGUAGUAAUUUCAGUUUGUCAUAUGCAUGGUAAAAAAGCAUGCCUAGUCUUUAAGCAUUUUCUUUAAUCAAGUUUAAGAUACUGCCUAUUUUACAUAGUAAAAUGUAUGAGGAUACAAUGCCUUAAUUUCAGAUUUACUCAUUUCACUUAUCACUGUUAGUUUGAAAAAUAAUAUAUUUGUUAUUUCUACCCAAACCCCUUAAAAUGAUGAUGAGCAUAAGUCAGGGUGUUUUUUUUUAUUUUUUAUAAAGACAUGGCAUGCUUAAUGCGUUGAUAUGUUGAAGUGGUUCUGUAAUGGAUAUUGGGUGUUUUUCUUUGAGACCCUUUGAGUUCACCUUAUUAAGAGGGACCAAAGAGAAUGAAAGAAGGGUUUUUUUUAUUUUUUAACAUCUCCCCCACCCUUCAAGCUUCUCAUGCCAUAUGGCAUUGGAUGUUAAGGCUAAAUAUAUAAUGUAUUGAUUGAAUGUGUACUUAAACAUCCAUAUUUUCUUGAACCUGUUCUUUCUGGUUUCAUUGUAUUUUGUUUUCAAUAAAGAUUUGUGUUGAUGACUUUAAAAUACCUAUUUAAGACUAAUUCUAAGCGUUUGUAAUCUGCCUUUCAAUAUUGACUUCAUUUUUUUAACAAACCAUUUUGUUUUGUCAACUUUUGCAUCAUUUGUAAACAUUAAAUCUGAUUUUUGUUUUCUUGAAGUUUUAAAUUUUAUUUAAUGGAAUGUUUUUUUCUUUCCUGUUUCUGUAUUGUAUGGUAUUUAAUUAUUUUGCAUCUGUUCACAUUCCUUUUGUGUAACUGACUGUUGAUCCAAAUGGUUCUCUUAAUAUAUUGCAAAAUAAGCUGGUUAAUUUCACAUCCUCACUGCAGGUGACCCUCAACUUAUUUCUUAAAACAUUUAUUAAUUGGCUUUUAAUUAAGUCUUCUCAUUGCUUAUCACUCAGAAUGAAAAUUGAAGUUCUCUGGUUGAUGAAUUGUAAUUAAUUAGCUUGAUCUGCAUUUCAGAAAUUUUGUUUUAGACAAACAUGUAUAUCUGCUACAGCUAACAUUUCUAAUAUACUUAAUGGUGUUAGACUACCUAACAAAGUAGUAUUAUCUUAUAUCAUCAAUUGAAAAUUAAAACCUACUACUUUCA
Molecule: messenger RNA, 2450 nt
Organism: Paramormyrops kingsleyae
Lineage: Eukaryota; Metazoa; Chordata; Actinopteri; Osteoglossiformes; Mormyridae
Product: ELAV-like protein 1
Cellular component (GO): ribonucleoprotein complex
Molecular function (GO): RNA binding
Source: RefSeq, a predicted model, not a curated record